CAGCAUCCGAGAAGCAGGAGGGCCGACGUUUCGGGCAUAAACCCUUCAUCAGGAGUCCAGAACUCAGGAGUAGUCGCAUUUCGCAAGUGCAAACUCAGAGCGCUUAUCCCCGAUUCUUUUUCCUUCCCAUUUGUAGCCACAGAGUGUGCAUGUGGCAAAAAAAAAAGAGAGAUCUAACUUGAAGUCAGGUUUGCUUGUAAUCCAAGCAAUUUUGCUUUCAGUAGAAAAGUCCUCCUGAUGAUUUGCAGCAUGUCACAUCUCCAGUGAGCCGGGGAAGUGCUGGCUGUUGAUUGACCCUUCAUGAGGGUGCAGUAGUUUGCAAAUCCCUGCCAGCGCCUUUGGUGCAUCUUGUUGCACAACCAUGUUUGUUGCUAUUUUGUUGCGAGGCCAGCUGUAAAACAACAAGCACACACAUACAAAAAAAAAAGUCACCUCUAAUUGAUCAUUAUAAAUAAGAUUGCUCCUUGCUGGUUUGUUUUAAUUUUGUUUGGUGGGGUGGGGAUGGAUGGCAGAGCGUCCCUGGCCUCUGCCCCGCUCCCGGGCUCCUGUCUGCAGCCUAACCCCGCGGCUGUGCCCAUCUCCGUCGGUGGCGGCACGGCCGGCGGUUCGCCCUUGCUCCGGCCGCCGGCGCUGCUCUUGCGGGCGGCCGCCGCCGCAGCCGCCGCCGCCUCGGCCGCCGAGCGCUACCCCCGGACGCCGAAGUGCGCCCGCUGCCGCAACCACGGCGUAGUGUCGGCGCUGAAGGGCCACAAGCGCUUCUGCCGCUGGAGGGACUGCCUGUGCGCCAAGUGCAUGCUGAUCGCCGAGAGGCAGCGGGUCAUGGCCGCGCAAGUCGCUCUCCGGCGCCAGCAAGCCCAGGAGGAGAACGAAGCCAGGGAGCUCCAGUUCAUGUACGCCGGGGGAGGAGCGGCCGAAGCCGGCCUGGCCAUGGCAGCGGCCGCCGCGGCUGCUAACAGCAUCAUCCCGGGAUCGAGAGCCGUCUCGGCGCCCUACGAGAUCUUCGGAGCCGACUAUCAGAAGCAGAAGGAAGGCCAGAAAAGUCCCAAGUAUGAACUAUUUUACAACGGUUUGGUGAGCCGCUCGGUUCUCCAGGCCGCGCCCUCUCUUGGUUCAGAGGCGGAGGGCUCAGACGCCAAUGGAAAGCAGAAGGGAAGCGCCGAAGCAGGGGAGACCGAGCCGGGCCGGCUAUCCCCAUCCCCGGAUCCUCCAUCGGAAGGCGCCGACAGCCCUCGCUCAGUGACUCCGUCGGACGUGGAGUCGGGCAACGAGUGUGAGAAACCCAAGGAGCUGGCGAAGGUGAUGGCCAGUCUCCCGGGCUCAUCGGCCAACCACAGGGCACCCAUUGACAUCUUGACCAAAAUCUUCCCCAGCCACAAGCGGGACAAGCUGGAGUGUAUCCUGGCAGACUGCAGGGGAGACGUGGUGCAGGCCAUCGAGCAGGUGCUCAAUGGGAAGGAGCAGAAAGGGCAAGGCAAGGACGUGGCGUGCCCCGGGCCCGACCCUACGGAGCUCCAGCGACCCCCGCACUUCACCCUGGCUGGGCUCUCUGGCGGAUCCCUGGGCACCAAAUCCGCCUUCUCUCCGCUGCAAUCGAGCGCAGUGUUCGGAGGACCCGCCAAUCUGUACGGCUUGAACCCCAGGCUGGGCGUUAAUCCACUCCGGCUGGCAUACUCCAGCCCUGGCCGGGGGCUCCCCACCUUCAUGUCCCCUUAUGUCACUUCUGGCCUGAUGCCAACUCUCCCAUUUCGCCCACACAUGGACUACUCCUUCCCGGGAAUCGUUAGAGACCUUCCAUACUUCCAGAACAAAGAGGCACUCUGUUCCAGUGGACUGUACUCUCGAAUCAAUCCAGAAAAGCAAUGAGCGACUCCGUGAGACAACUGAAUGUGAGGCACAGCAGGGAAACUUGGAAUGUGCAAAAUAAACGGUGGUUCAAUGAUUACGGACCGAUUUAGUUUCACUUUGUCACCAAAUUGUUCCACGGAUCCAACUGAAAAUCAACGUGGUUACUUUGAUUUCAAAUAUGUCGCGGCUAAUAGCAUUGUACUGAACAGAUUGGAAAAUACAGCAUUGGCUGAAGCUGGUAAUGAUAAACCCACGCUGAGCUGUGGCCCGUUUCGCUGAUGCCUCUGGAGAGUUUAGUGAACAGGCCAGAGAGUGUAAUUUCCCUUUGCCAUGGUGGACAGCGUUUCUGAAAGGCAGUCUGGGAGGGGAGACGCCUAGGAUACAGAAGUGGACUUUACCAUGUUGCUUGCAACGGUUUUCUUUGGGGGGGGGGGGGAGUUGUGGGAAGGGGGAGGGUAAGUGAGAUGGAAAAUCGGACCAAGUCCAGCAAUUGAAGAAGAGACGCUUUCAGUUUUUGCUGUAACUGCUGACUGCAUGGCCCCGCACCUGGUGCACUAAGUUAAAAUAUUUAGUCACACUUAUACAUUUAAAAAAACGAAGUGCAGUUGAAAAGAAACAGCAGAUUUAUCCAUCAGGUGAUGUGUGAACAGUUAGCUGGCUGUAUUUAAUAGACUGAUCGCACUCUGAUUGGUUUGAAUGUUUAACACGGAUUAGCAGUACCGCUCGCUCUAGUGGUCUCACAUGGCUUUUUAAUCAUGUAUUGUCAAAUUUCAUAAUAAAUAUAGCUUCAAACAAAGUACUCGCAACGAACUGCGGAUGCUGUAACUCAGACACAAGAACAGAACUUACUGGAAAAGCUCAGCAGGUCUGGUAGCGUCUGUGCAGAGGAAUCAGAGUUAACGUUUCAGGUCGAGGUCAAGGACUUGUUAAUUGUGCGCAUGAGGAGCAGCAUUUGACUCAAAACCUACCUGUUCGAACUAUGUACAGCAACACCAACAAAACAAAAAGUGCCUUAUUUCGAGUUAGUUAAAGGGGUCGGGGGAAGUGGGGGGGGGGGGGGGGGGGGUGAGAAGGAGAGUGUAAGCUAAAACCUUUCCGGGUUUUCCCAACUCCGGGAAAUUCCUAUGGAAUCAGAAAAAACACACACAUACUGACAAACGACCUAUUUCAUCAAACAACCACAACCCAGAGAGGAACACUGCUGGGAUUGGACAACCACGCUGCCUGAGGGGACAGGCAAGGGAGAGGAGUCGGUGUAUUUUUGACAAAUUGAAAACAAAAUCACCCUGAUAAUGCAUUGCCGCAAGACUUACGUGAAUGAAAUAUAAAAAUCCCGAAGACUUUCUGAGGAAAGGCCAUAACAUUUUAGCACUGCGAGCUAUCCGUCCACACACUGGACGUCGAAAGGCUGAGCGGUAAUUGGCCCUAAAAGGAUGGGCGUUUACAGCAGGCAGUUCACUGGCUGAGGUUGUGUUACUGUUAGGAUAUUUUUGUAUACUAAUGUUCAGAGUUAAGUGCUACUGAUAACAGAUCUCUUAUUGUUGUAAACAAGAUGAAAAAAAUAAAUCAAUUAAAAGUA
This is a messenger RNA of Chiloscyllium plagiosum (whitespotted bambooshark), 3424 nucleotides long. RefSeq names its product doublesex- and mab-3-related transcription factor A1-like. Gene Ontology annotation, biological process: sex differentiation; regulation of transcription by RNA polymerase II. Gene Ontology annotation, cellular component: nucleus. The record is from RefSeq and is a predicted model, not a curated record. Gene Ontology annotation, molecular function: RNA polymerase II cis-regulatory region sequence-specific DNA binding; DNA-binding transcription factor activity, RNA polymerase II-specific; ubiquitin binding. NCBI's taxonomy places the organism in Eukaryota, Metazoa, Chordata, Chondrichthyes, Orectolobiformes, Hemiscylliidae.